UGAUAAAGAAGGGUUAAUUACUAGUUGUGAAGAAUUGAAAAUAAAACUGGAUAGAAAGGGGAGAAGUGAUAUUGACAGCCAAGAACAUUUUACGGAAAUUUUGAAUAUUAUCAACUUACUACUAGUUGAUGUGACAUCAACAAAAGAAGUGCUUCAAUAUAUUACCAAGAAAAAUACCUAUAGUCUAAACUUUGCAUAGCGCUUUGAAUUAUGCUGACAAUUCCAGUCACUGUUACUACUGGGGAGAGGUCUUUCUCCAAGCUGAAAUUGAUUGAGACAUAUUUUAGGACCAUCAUGUUACAAGAGCGGCUCCAUGGGCUAGCAUUACUGAACAUUGAGCAUGAAAUAAGCACUAGUCAAAAGUACGAGGAAUAAAUAAGAGAGUUUGCUAUAAUUAAGGCCAAAAAGAUUGCAUUGUAAAUUUGGAAGAUUAUUGUUACUAUUAAUAUAACGAUUUAUAUAAAACCGUUUAAACCGUGAAAGUUAUAUACAUUAAUGCAAAAAAAAAAAUCCAUACAGAAAAUAUUCGAAAACUUUUUUCUUUUUUACAAUAAAUGGCUACGAUAACGACAAUUCAAAAAAUUUAAUGAUAUUUGAUCCUCGUUUUCGUUACUGUAACUGUUUUUGUAAAAGUCCGUAUUUGCACGAUAGUCGAACGACAAUACUCGCUCGAUCGAGCGAGUUUCGAGCGAGAUCGAGUGAGAACGACAAUACUCGCUCAAGCGAGUUUCGAUCGAAACAUUAAAACAUUGAACUUUGAAGAAAUAUUCAAUAAAACAUUUUCAAAACCAUUUUGUACAUUAACUAAUCUACAUUUUUUAUUUAAUAAUAUAUUUCAAUUAAUAUGGGCAAACACAAAAGUAUAUCGUACGAGGAAGAGUUAGACAGAUUGAAAAAAGAACAAAAACGUCGUAAAGAAUUGUUUAAAGCAAAUGAGACUGCAGAGGAAAAACGCUUGCGCAGGUUAGCCAAAAAAGAAGCAAAGUUACAAAGAAUGAAAGAGAAAUUAGGAGUUGGUGAUCUUGGUUAUACAGAUACUAAUAAUCCAUUUGGAGACAGUCACUUGACAGAAAGUUUUGUGUGGGAAAAAAAAUUUGAGAGUGAGGGUAUCAAGGGAGAAUUUGAAUCUAGAAAGCGUCAGAAAGAAAAAGAAGAAGAAAUGCGAAUUGAGCUUGAAAAAGUCAAAAAAAGACGACAAGAACGAGAAGCUGAAAAGCAAGCUAGAGAAGAUGAAAUGCAACUAAUUCAAAGAGAAAAAGAAGCUGCAUUAUUUUCUGGUUGGACUAAACAAGAAGAUGAGUUUCACUUACAUCAAGCUCGUCUUCGUUCUUCAAUUAGAAUUCGCGAUGGUCGAGCUAAACCUAUUGAUUUGCUUGCUGCUUACAUAAAUCCAAUUGAAGAUGACUUAGAAAUUCAAAUGCAUGAACCAUAUGCUGCCCUUGUCGGUUUAUCAAUAGACGAUUUAGAGGAUGUGAUUGAAGAUAUUAAAAUAUACAUGACAAUUGAUGAUGCCAAAAAUAAAGAAUUUUGGGAGGACAUUACAAUUGUUGUAAAAGAUGAGCUCCAAAAACUUAUCAAGAAGCGAAAUGAAGACUCAACAAGUUCACGGCGUGAUGUUAUAAACUCGUCAGUGCAACAUGAUGUUCAGAACAUUUUUCAUGGAAAAACUUAUGCACAACUUUGUGCACUGCAAAACCAGAUUAAACAAAAAAUUAAUGCAGGAGGUUCAAUUGAUAUUGGGUACUGGGAGUCUUUACUAAAUCAACUAAAAGGUGUAAUGGCAAAAACUCGACUUAAAGAACGUCAUCAAAAUUUUCUUAAAAAAAAGCUUAAUGAACUUAAGAUGGAGUCAACUGCUGUUGGUGUUGACUCUCAUCCAAAUCAAAGUAAAGUUGAAGAUAAGGAUGUUUUAGAAGCAAAUGAAUCAAAGAAAUCUGAACAGCAUUCAAACUUAGAAGACCCUUCAAAACCAGAAAAUCCUGAUGAAGAAAAAAUUGUUGAAGAAAAUGAUGUUGAAGAAGGCUUUGAAAAAGCAGAAAUUCAAAGACUUUCUGCUGCAGAGCUACGACAAAAAGCAAUUGAACUGUACAAUGGGUAUGAUUAUGAACCAACUCUUGUUCCAUUUAAUGAGAUAGAUGAAGAUAAAUGGGUGGAUCCUACAGGAGAUCUUCACAAGCUGAUGUAUUUGCGAGGUCAAGUGAAAGCAGGAUCAACUGUUCAAGAGGAGGAAGAGGCUGAUAAUAUGUUCAAUACUGAAGUUUUAAGAGGUAUGAAUGAAAAUGAAGAAGCUUUUAAUGCACCAGUUGCACUCAAAACACCAUCGACAUAUCUUUGGUCAGAUAAAUAUAAACCCAGGAAACCACGAUUUUUCAAUCGUGUUCAUACGGGUUAUGAAUGGAACAAAUAUAAUCAAACCCAUUAUGACCAAGACAACCCACCUCCAAAAGUUGUGCAAGGUUAUAAAUUCAAUAUAUUUUAUCCUGAUCUCAUUGAUAAAACAAUUACUCCAGAGUAUACACUGACGCAAUGUGAAGACGACGAGGAAUUCUGCAUACUUCGUUUUAAAGCUGGGCCGCCUUACGAAGAUAUAGCUUUUAAAGUUGUCGACCGCGAAUGGGAGUGUUCAAACAGACACGGUUUUCGAUGUCAGUUUUAUAACAAUAUAUUUCAGCUAUACUUUCAUUUCAAACGUUAUCGUUACAGGAGAUAAAAAUAAUUUGUUCAUUUAGUAAUUAUAUUAUAAAAUAUUGUCAAAAAAAUGAGGUCGUUUUUGUAUA
Molecule: messenger RNA, 2777 nt
Organism: Hydra vulgaris (swiftwater hydra)
Lineage: Eukaryota; Metazoa; Cnidaria; Hydrozoa; Anthoathecata; Hydridae
Product: splicing factor Cactin
Biological process (GO): mRNA cis splicing, via spliceosome
Cellular component (GO): spliceosomal complex; cytoplasm
Molecular function (GO): protein binding
Source: RefSeq, a predicted model, not a curated record